UCCCGCGCACAGCUCCGCGGAGCCGUCUAAUUUUAGCGCAUGCCGUAUUGCUAUGAAAAGCGAAUGAAGGCAUUUGGUGGUGAAAAAGUUACUGUCACUUUCCACCAUCUGAAUUUCACAGAUUUGUUUUUGUUUUCACACGGAGCGUGGAAUGUGUAAGAAGAAGGUCAGAAGCGAACAUAAGCGGAGACUAUAGCCUAGUCAUAAGACUUUUUUCCGACGGAAUGCUUCUCUGUAUCGAUGCGGGAAUUUAACCAGGUUGCGAAAUAACUUUCAGAUGACACAAGGCUGUGAUUGAGGGUGGAGGUUACCGCACUUGUUUUCUGUCGUAUCGGAUUUUGAAGGCUCUAUGGAGGGAUGUCGCGAUGACUUGCACCAGGAGAACCAAAACUUUGGUGUCUACAUGUGUGAUCCUGAGUGGUAUGACCAAUAUCGUGUGCCUACUCUAUGUCGGUUGGGUUACUAAUUACAUCGCCAAUGUGUACAUCAAAGUUCCAGAACCUGUCCCGGAGAAAAAGUUAGAAGAGGACAACAAGGGGGAAACUUUGAGGAUUAUAGAAAGGCUCGAUCGGCUCGAGAACGUAAUCAACCAACAUAUACAAGAGACCCCGCCAAAGGGGGGGGACAAUGCAGCAGCCGAAUCCUUCUCUGACUCCUCCCUCUUCGCUCACUGGGGUCAAGACCUGAGCCCGGAAAGCCGCAGGGUCGCACUGAAGAAGUUCCAGUACUACGGCUACAACGGCUACCUCAGCGACCGCCUCUCUCUGGACAGGCCAAUCCCAGACCUGAGGCCUGAUGGGUGCAAAAACAUCUCGUAUCCCACGAAUCUCCCCCAAGUCAGCAUCGUGUUUAUUUUCGUGAAUGAGGCACUGUCAGUCAUCCUGCGUUCCAUCCACACCGCCAUCCAGAGGACUCCGUCACACCUCCUCAAAGAGAUCAUCCUGGUCGACGACAACAGCAACAAUGAGGAGCUGAAGGAGAGUCUUCUGGACUUUGUGGAAGAGACCAACUCACAACGGCCUGGCUUCAUCAAGGUGGUGCGCCACUCUAAGCAGGAAGGGCUCAUCCGGUCCCGGGUCAGUGGGUGGAGGGCCGCCACCGCCCCUGUUGUGGCACUCUUCGACGCCCACGUGGAGUUCAACACCGGAUGGGCCGAACCGAUCCUCACGAGAAUUAAGGAGGACCGAACGCGAAUAAUUUCCCCAUCGUUCGACAACAUCAAGUAUGACACCUUCGAGAUUGAGGAGUACCCGCUGUCCGCGCAAGGCUUCGACUGGGAGCUGUGGUGCCGCUACUUGAACCCGCCCAAGUCCUGGUGGAACCAGGCCAACACCACUGCUCCAAUCAGGAGCCCAGCUCUCAUUGGCUGCUUCGUGGUGGACAGGCAGUACUUUGAGGAGAUCGGCCUGCUGGAUGAGGGAAUGGAGGUGUACGGGGGAGAGAACGUCGAGCUGGGCGUCAGGGUGUGGCAGUGUGGGGGCAGCGUGGAGGUCCUGCCCUGCGCCCGGAUCGCCCACAUCGAGAGGGCUCACAAACCCUACACGGAGGACCUGACAGCACACGUGCGCAGGAAUGCUCUGAGGGUGGCCGAGGUGUGGAUGGACGAGUUCAAGAGCCACGUCUACAUGGCCUGGAACAUUCCUCAGGAGGAUUCAGGGAUUGACAUUGGAGAUAUCUCUGAGAGGAAGGCCUUAAGGAAGAGACUGCAGUGUAAGACAUUUCGGUGGUACCUGGUGAACGUCUACUCAGAGAUGAGAAUGUAUACGGACACCAUUGCCUAUGGAGUGCUGAAGAACUCCCUCAAGAGUGACCUGUGCCUGGAUCAAGGGCCGGACACAGACAACGUGCCCAUCCUGUACAUCUGUCACGGGAUGACACCCCAGAAUGUGUACUAUACCAGCACUCAGUGGCUGCACGUGGGGGUCCUGAGCCCUACCAUAGACGAUGACGACAACAAGUGCCUGGUGGACGUCAACAGCAGGCCACGGCUCAUCGAGUGCAGCUACGCCACAGCUAAGCGGAUGAAGCUACACUGGCUGUUUACUCAGGGAGGCUCCAUCCAGAACAGGAAGUCGAAGCGAUGCCUUGAGCUGGUGGAGAGCAGUGAGAGUGAGUUUGGAUACCAGCUGGCCCUCCAGAAGUGCACUGGUCAGACGUGGACAAUCACCCACCUGCUGACGGGCAGCUCUUUAUGAUGGGAUCUGAAGACCUGCCAAAGUACAACACUGGAACAGACAGCGACCAGACUGAAUGCUUUAAAGCCUCCUUAGGGAAAAGAUGAGAAACGCGUGAUGUCCACAGAGAUACUUCAAGCACCUCGAUGUCUCUCCCUUUCACCAGACGACGACAUCAUCAGACAAAUGUUAAACAUUUUGUCCUAGCUACACGUGCUUAUGAAGCAGCCUGCCGAUUGACUUAAACAAAACUGCGUUUCGGGAUAAAUUUUGUGCAAAGUAUCCUUGGUUCCUCAUUGACUUGAGCAUUGUGCUUGACCCAAAACACUUGUAUUGUACUUUGUACAGUUUUGCUACUGUGUAGCAAGCAUUUGCAAA
This is a messenger RNA of Megalops cyprinoides (Indo-Pacific tarpon), 2552 nucleotides long. RefSeq names its product UDP-N-acetyl-alpha-D-galactosamine:polypeptide N-acetylgalactosaminyltransferase 18b (gene galnt18b). NCBI's taxonomy places the organism in Eukaryota, Metazoa, Chordata, Actinopteri, Elopiformes, Megalopidae. Gene Ontology annotation, cellular component: Golgi apparatus. The transcript is spliced from 11 exons. Bases 366 to 2195 code for a protein of 609 amino acids. The record is from RefSeq and is a predicted model, not a curated record.